UCUCACGUCUCUAAACGCACUAUCGCUGAGGUGGGACUUAGUGACGAUGAAAACACCAAUGGCAAUUGUAUUGGCGGUGGUAGUCGGGGCAACGCCGGGGUUGGCGGUGUUAUCUAUUCAAAGAUGAACGAGGGCGACGAUGACAACGGCAACGAGGAGGAUGAUGAUGACGGUGCGCAAUCCGAGGGCACCACAAUCGCCGCAGUAGGAUCGCGGGAGACCGGCAAGCGGUCCAAGUUUACAUUCCGUCGCAGCAUCAUGGAGCGUUUUCAACGUUGUGGGAUCGAUUUCACUACUUUUGCGCCACCUUAA
Molecule: messenger RNA, 312 nt
Organism: Hydatigera taeniaeformis
Lineage: Eukaryota; Metazoa; Platyhelminthes; Cestoda; Cyclophyllidea; Taeniidae
Source: the annotation of a GenBank genome assembly